Molecule: messenger RNA, 1820 nt
Organism: Zalophus californianus (California sea lion)
Lineage: Eukaryota; Metazoa; Chordata; Mammalia; Carnivora; Otariidae
Gene: EFNA2
Product: ephrin A2
Biological process (GO): axon guidance; ephrin receptor signaling pathway; osteoclast differentiation
Cellular component (GO): plasma membrane
Molecular function (GO): ephrin receptor binding
Source: RefSeq, a predicted model, not a curated record
AUGGCGCCCUCGCAGCGCCCGCUGCUGCCGAUGCUCCUCCUGCUGCUGCCGCUGCGCCCGCCGCCGCCCUUCGCGCGCGCCCAGGACGCCGCCCGCGCCAACUCGGACCGCUACGCCGUCUACUGGAACCGCAGCAACCCCAGGUUCCACGCGGGCGCGGCGGACGACGGCGGGGGCUACACGGUAGAGGUGAGCAUCAACGACUACCUGGACAUCUACUGCCCGCACUACGGGGCGCCGCUGCCGCCGGCCGAGCGCAUGGAGCACUACGUGCUCUACAUGGUCAACGGCGAGGGCCACGCCUCCUGCGACCACCGGCAGCGCGGCUUCAAGCGCUGGGAGUGCAACCGGCCCGCAGCGCCCGGGGGGCCGCUCAAGUUCUCCGAGAAGUUCCAGCUCUUCACGCCCUUCUCCCUGGGCUUCGAGUUCCGCCCCGGCCACGAAUACUACUACAUCUCUGCCACACCACCCAAUGCUGUGGACCGACCCUGCCUGAGGCUGAAGGUCUAUGUUCGGCCGACUAACGAGACCCUGUACGAGGCCCCUGAGCCCAUCUUCACCAGCAAUAACUCAUGCAGCGGCUUGGGCAGCUGUCGGCUCGUCCUCAGCACCGUCCCUGUGCUGUGGACCCUCCUGGGCUCCUAGUCCCGGCCCACCUGGACGCCCCGCCUAGAGACCAGAUAGAGACUCCAAUUCUCCCAUGACUGAGGCUGCCCCUGCCAGGCGGGGGGGCUGUCCACCGCCCCAGGGCCAGCCCUGGGGGUGUGUGGCUGAGGACCCCGAGGCCCGAGAGGCCGGGUAGCUGGCCAGCUCUUCUAGAGUUCUGGAGAACCCAAGAACCUCUUGGCAGUGUUGUUCUUUUAUGGCAGAAUCAGAAAGACUUGAGUUUUUAAUUUAAUUUAUUCCUUGCUGUUGCCGGUGACUUUGGGAAGGAAACAGAAUAGACAGGGCGGGGCGGGGGGUGGGGGGAACAUGGCCCCCUGGGGCACGGGCCUCAGGAGACGCCUGGUCUGCUCACUCCAUUUGUUGGGUCCAGGCUGGAGCCCACCCUGGACCUCCUACGCACCCUUGGGACAGGCCACUCUGAGACGGAAGGGGUGAGUGGUGAGUGCCCCGCAGGCCCCGGUCCAGGAAUCGGAGCCUGCCUCAGACCCCUGUGCCCUGCCCCACCCUCCUUGCUCCUGAUGAUCCUUUCCCAGAGUGGAAAUCUGGGAUGUUUCACCGGGGGGCCCCUUCAGAGUCACAGCCCCCCCGAGUCUUAGAACUGCUUGCCGUGCCCCCCAGCCUCACCUGAUCACCCCUGAGGCCAAGAAGACAUGACAUUUCUGUAAAUAGAGCAAGUAUAUACUGUGAUUUAUUUUUACUGUAUUCCUAAGGACGGCCUGGAAAGUUCCUUUUUUCUCACCCCUUCUUGGGAGAGGGGCACUUUUUUUUCUUUUUUUGGCGGGGGUGGGGGGGCGGGGGGACUUUUUAGAGUAGAAGCCACACUUCGCAAUAAGCUGGAUUGUCUGUCGGAGCCCCUCCCCCUACUCUAGGACCUAAUGAUGUUUAUAAGAGAAAACAGGACAAAGCAGAAUGUGGGGGCCACCCCCGCAAAAGGACACCCCCCCGACACUUUAAAGAAGCAAACAGCAUUUAUAUGGAUUUCAUAUUUCUACCCGCCUUUCCUGAUCUGUGUUUAUAUAUUAUAUAUACGUAUAUGUCGUGCGGCCACCAUGAGGCUCAGGCACGCCGGGUGGGCUUUCGUAGGGCAGCGCGGGCUCCCCGCUCCGUUACGAUCAACUUUGGAUUCUGUAUUUUUUUAUAAUAAAACAAGCAUA